CUUUGAAAGUGUAUGAAAACAAAACAACGUCAAAAGUGCGCGCGAACGGCAUCGAUCCUCAUAAUAGCAAUGAAAAGUCAAAUAUUUAUAUAUUGGUCGCUUGUAUGAAAUGAGAAAAUAACUUACGUAAUAUUUAAGUAGAUUCUUUUGUGUUUGUUGUCCUGGGCGUUGGUUAAAUGCGACUAAGCACUUAUAGCAAGUAAUCUUCUUUACAUUAAAUUAGGUGGAAAGGAGAAGUGGCCGUGAAGGCUGGAGAUAACAGUCAGAACAAAGAGAUGAUGAAAACCGUGACAUGUGCAUCAUAGUGUCCCAUAAUUUUCAUUCUAGGAAACCUAUGAAGGUGGCAGUAAGUUAACAGAAACGGCAUUAAUCCUCAAAACCGCAUAUUAGUUGACUCUGGUGUCGGCUGCGCCCAUGUACAGGAGAAAGUAGGUUUUGCCACAGACUUAGCGUAUCUAAUACUUGAAACUCGCAACCUUGACGGUUUUUAUAUAAGAUCUGAAAAGAGGUUGAGUAUUCAGUUGAGAAACAACGCAGCAAUGGCGCAAAGUAUACCUCUUUUAUUAAGGAUUGUUGCCUCGUCGGUUAAUGUGGCCAAUAGAGCUGGAAAAAUUAUACGAGAUAUUAUGUCGCAAGGUGAACUAGGCAUUGUUGAAAAGGGCAAAAAUGAUUUGCAAACUGAAGCUGAUAGAUCUGCACAGCGGUGCAUCAUUUCCUCUCUAUCACAGCAGUUUCCAGCAGUCACCAUUAUUGGUGAAGAAGGUUCGUCAACUUGUGAAGUGCCCUCAGAUUGGCUUGUGACUGAUAGUAACCAAGAGGUUCUAAAACAAACGUGCCCAAAGGAACUGCAAAAUGUUUCUGAAAAGGAUGUUGUGAUUUGGGUUGAUCCUUUGGAUGGAACAUCAGAGUACACACAAGGGUUGCUGGAUCAUGUUACAGUACUGAUAGGGAUUGCUGUUGGUGACAAAGCUAUUGGAGGUGUCAUACAUCAGCCAUAUUAUAAUUACAAAGAACCUGAAGCAGUAAUAGGUCGGACAAUGUGGGGCAUUGUCGGUGUUGGUGUGGGAGGCUUUGUGCCAGAGCCACCUCCUGAAGGUCAGCGUAUUAUAACGACGACCCGUUCUCAUUCCAAUGAAGUUGUGCAGGCUGCCUUGGAUGCGCUACAGCCAGACAAUGUACUACGAGUUGGUGGUGCUGGUCAUAAGGUUUUGUUGUUAUUGGAAGGUAAGGCACACGCAUAUGUGUUUGCAAGUGCAGGCUGCAAACGUUGGGACACUUGUGCUCCUGAAGCAGUAUUAGUUGCUGCAGGCGGGAAGUUGACAGAUGUACAUGGCCAUUCUUACCCAUACAAUUCCAGCACUCCUCAUCAAAACACUGCCGGUGUUCUCGCGACAGCCCCCGGUCAGGAUCACAGCUGGUAUCUUCGUCGCUUGCCAGAUGCAAUACGUGCUAUGCUCACAUAGAAUUUCUGUGUUAAAACUGAAGUGAUAUUUCCUUGUAUUUAGUUUGGUGUAAUGGUACAUUUUCAGGUGCAAAAGAUGAGAACAGAUCACUAUGUAUCUUCAGUGAAAUGUGUUAUAUAGAUUACUAUGUAUCUUCAAUGAAAUGUGUUAUAUAUCUUAUCAAUUUUUAUCUUUUUAAUAACAUUUUGAACUAUACUUUAUGGUUGUUAUUAAGUAUUAUAUAUUAUUAUCUGUAUCAUUAUAAUCAUCAACAACUCUGGAAAAGGAAUAGUGUGUGUUUUAUUACCCACUAAAGUUCAAUAAAUGAAAGCUGUUGUCUUCUGUAUGUGAAAUUUCCACAGAUUUGUCUUAAUGAGAUCACUAUCUCUACUGUUUCCCCUAUAACUUUGAAAUUAUGUAAUGUUUAUCCUUCUAACUGUUGUGUUAUCAGUUUAUAUUCACAUUCACAUUCAGUAAUGUACAUUGUGUGUUUAAUUCCUUGGCACAUAUGACUGUUUGGAGUAAAGGCUUUCUCCCCCACAGUAAA
Schistocerca gregaria is the source of this 1989-nucleotide messenger RNA. Its product is annotated as 3'(2'),5'-bisphosphate nucleotidase 1. Gene Ontology annotation, molecular function: 3'(2'),5'-bisphosphate nucleotidase activity. The record is from RefSeq and is a predicted model, not a curated record. Gene Ontology annotation, biological process: phosphatidylinositol phosphate biosynthetic process. Bases 540 to 1463 code for a protein of 307 amino acids. NCBI's taxonomy places the organism in Eukaryota, Metazoa, Arthropoda, Insecta, Orthoptera, Acrididae. The transcript is spliced from 5 exons.